AUGCUGCUCUUGGGACAGAAGACGUGUCCGAAUGGCAGCAUUCUUGGGGAACUGGAGGCUGCAGAUGAAUAUGAGGUAUUUAAGCUGGUCUUCUGUGAGAGAACCGAGCUGGAAACGCCCACACUUGCGAUUGACAAUGCCGACAUACGUGUUGAAAUCAUCAGAUUCCCGUUUGCACAAGUGCAGGCACUGGAAUCGAGUGUUGAAAUCUGA
Molecule: messenger RNA, 213 nt
Organism: Dibothriocephalus latus
Lineage: Eukaryota; Metazoa; Platyhelminthes; Cestoda; Diphyllobothriidea; Diphyllobothriidae
Source: the annotation of a GenBank genome assembly